AUGACUACGCUCUAUCAACAAAGUAUUCCUGUGCUGGUCAAGUACCUCAAGAACCUUUCCUUCUUGCUUCAAAAAGGCGCCAAGUUUUGUGAAGAAAAGAGUCUAAAACAUGAAGAGAUGCUAUCUUAUCGACUCAUCUCCGAUAUGAGAGGUCUCCCCUACCAAGUCCAAUCCUGCUCCAACACAGCCAAAUUCCUCGCAUCACGCUUCGGCGCCCCCAACAUCCCCACCUUUGAAGACAACGAAGAAACAUUCGAACAUCUCCAAGAGCGAAUCACCAAAACAAUUGAAGUUUUAGAAAACGUGGACCCGGAAAUCAUCAACGGCAAGGAAGACGUCGAGAUCAUCAUGGAGUCCAAGGUGGGCAAUUUUCGCUUCACGGGACAGCGGUAUAUAAGUGAAUAUGCGAUUCCAAACUUUCACUUUCAUCUCACGUCUGCGUAUUGCAUCAUGCGCACGCAGGGAGUUCCUUUAGGCGCUUUUGACUACUUGAAGGAUGUUUUUGAAAAGGUUUGA
Messenger RNA from Fusarium pseudograminearum CS3096, 516 nucleotides. RefSeq lists its product as uncharacterized. The transcript has 2 exons. The record is from RefSeq and is a predicted model, not a curated record. The coding region runs from base 1 to 516 and encodes 171 amino acids. NCBI's taxonomy places the organism in Eukaryota, Fungi, Ascomycota, Sordariomycetes, Hypocreales, Nectriaceae.